Paramuricea clavata is the source of this 2221-nucleotide messenger RNA. NCBI's taxonomy places the organism in Eukaryota, Metazoa, Cnidaria, Anthozoa, Malacalcyonacea, Plexauridae. The record is from the annotation of a GenBank genome assembly.
AUGAUUCUAGAUUUAGAUGGUUGUUAUAUAACAGGUGAUCAGAAGAUUUAUGAAGGACAAAACAUAAGCUUGACCUGUGAUGCAAAUGGCUAUCCGUAUCCUACAUUUACCUGGUAUUUACAAGGACAGCAACUUAGGACAAGUUCUCGGAUAAGAAUACAGGGAAGCCAGUUAAACAUUUUCAAUGCUACGUCAUAUGAUGAUGGGGAAUAUAAAUGCGUCGCUUCUAACCAAGCCGGCCAGGUCUCGCAUGGAGUUGACGUUGCAGUAAGAGGUUAGUGAAAUAUGUGUGCAUUAUAACUUACAAUUUAUAAGUCACAGAGAAAUUGUGGCUGUUGCUGUUCAAUUCGAAAUCUUAUUAAUGUUAGUACUGCAGUUUGCCUGUUUAAUUUAAUACCGGACGUCCUAGUCCUUGAGUCACGUCCGGUUCACGUAGGGCUGCUACUCCGCAUGUUAUAAUUUUCAACAAUCUGCUGCGUGCCAAUCGCUGAAUGUUUUAAUCACUGAAUUAUAAAAUACAGUAUAGUUAUCGAUAAAACGACUUAAUUUCUUCUUAUUUAUAAAACCAGGAUUCAAAGUACAUGGCGCAAAGUAUUAUAUACCACAAAGAGAUUUUCGUGUGUUUAUUGAUUUGAUUGGCUAUAUUCAAGAAAUUUCAAGUCAACGACAGCUAUUAAUAUUACCAUGAUUGGAAUCUUACUUGGCGAAAUAUCAUGUAUAAAAUAUUUACUUGACAAACUGCAACAACUAUAUACAGCAGAAAAACUUGAUAAACAACAACUACAGCAGAUAUGUUUUUAUACAGUUGAAGUAAGCCCUUUCUAAUAAGUCAUUUCAAUUGUUUUCUUUAUACCAGAUUUUCCUCCGGUUGACAUUUCGACAAAUACACGGAAAUAUAUUGUAGUCGGUACAGAAAUUCGCUUCAGGUGUCAUGGAAUAGAUCAAUUUUAUAUUCGUCACAUUCAGCGGAAGAUGGAGCUGGUCAAAGGCGAAAUUACUUUAUAUGAAUGGCGGCGGUUGUGGAAUAAUUCAAUCACGCCAACAUAUCAUGCAAGACAAAACUACACGGGAAGAUAUCGGUGCAAAGCAACUAUUGGUGCAGCAUCGAGAUACUCUCCACCUUUAUAUUUAAUAGUCGGAAGUAAGUACAGUAUUUUAUAUCAGUUUCACUUUAGUUAAUUUAUAAAUUAAAACACACAGUCUAGCUGUUCAGCGGGAUGUGUAUUGAACCGGAAGUAACUGGACAAGAAAACCUUAAGAUCUAAGAGCUAACAUUGCCAUUCAGUUAAACAAACAAACAAACCUACUAGAUAAAGAUAUAACUAUUUUGCCAAGGUAACUGCAAGAUUGUUGAUUGGCAACGUCAGCUGAUUUCUAUACUGUACUAAUAUAGCCUGUAGAUAAGAGUGUGGUUUGAAAAGUAAUUUUGAAAAAAACAACGUUUCUUUCGUUUGGGUGAUUGUCACAAGCAAAAGAAAUAUUGAUUUACGUAUUAAUUCUUCUGGCACCGAAUUUCAUUCAAAUUCGAAUCAAUCAGAUUCGAUUCAAAUAGAUCACUCAAUCAGAAUCGAACUUUUUAUCGUUGUAUACUACUGGCUGCUAAAUUGAAUUAUACUUUAUAUAGUUCCUUCUGGGCCUGUCGUUUUGGAAAAGAAACCGGAAACUAGUACAACUGGAAUCAAACUUUCAUGGAAACCUGUUUCAAAUAAGUUUUGGAAUGGAGAGCAAGUGACGUUUGAAGUAAAUGUUUCUUCAGUGGCUCAUGUCUGGCAAAAAUCACGUGUAACAAAAGCCACAAGUGCACUUAUUUCGGGUCUACUUCCAACAACUACAUACAUUGUCAGUAUAAGAGGAAGGACAGUUUUUGGUUCUUUUCAAAAUGUUACCUUAUCUGUGGUGAAAACAAAAGAAAGUAAGUUUGAUCUAAAUUUUUGAAAUUUUAAUCCUGUUCAGUUAACAUGCGUGGACAUUGACUAGGAGUUUAUUUAGUGAAAAUUUGAAAUGCUUAGUUUUGUGAUCGAAUCACUAUCCCUCAUGUUACAAUCACCCAUAAUGAUAGCGAACUUGCAUGCAAUGUUGUAAGCAGUACGUAUAUUUUGUAGAUAAGAACAGUAAGAAAUUCCUGCUUCAAAUACGAUUAACAAAUCAUGAAUUUUCAAAAAACUUAUUGGACACACAAUCUAGUCAGUACAAGAACCUCAAAACUAAACUGGAGGACUCG